Molecule: messenger RNA, 2022 nt
Organism: Talaromyces amestolkiae
Lineage: Eukaryota; Fungi; Ascomycota; Eurotiomycetes; Eurotiales; Trichocomaceae
Exons: 5
Coding region: 1-2022 (673 amino acids)
Cellular component (GO): nucleus; cytoplasm
Molecular function (GO): GTPase regulator activity
Source: RefSeq, a predicted model, not a curated record
AUGGAGGUGUUUUUGUCCAAGAUCACCAACCAGGCUAUGAACUAUGCUAUUCGGUCUGGCAUAAGUAUCACCGCGACAUAUGCAAUCCAACAGUCAACCAGACUGCUCAAAAAUGUUGGAGGCACCGAACGAACAGAACUGCUGGCUUUGCAACAGAGGCUUCAAAGCAAGAUUACGGUCAUCUCGCCUGCAAUAGACAUGAUUGAGUUGAUAGCUGCCAGAGGAAACACAUCACUCGAAUCUGCCGUUUCCCUUACCAAAGCAAUAAGACACGACAUACAAUCACUUGCACGACGACUUGAAAAAGCAGCGUCGGCAGAGGAAUUAGCCCACAGAGGAGCAUUAUCAUCCAAAGCACGAGCCCAGAACGAGAUUGAGAUUAAACUCAUUAUAACCGAUAUUCGUAGGGUGCUAGAAAGAAUUGAGGACGCAGUACCAUUAAUGAAUCUGGCAAUUACGACAUCUGGCGCUAGACUUUCCACGACUCUACCAUCCACGGUUUCGCCAUCUCGCUUGCUACAGGCCAGCACUUUUCUGAGUGCAUGCGAUACACAAUACUCGAUUAAGCCUUUUAGGGCUGUACAAGUCGGUCCAACUUUUACGCUAUCAAUGUACAUGCUUUUUAGCGGGCACAUAAGGCAUUUUGAUGAAGAGAACAUUCGCGAAACGACGUGGAAGGAAGUCAUACACAAAGCCCGCGUGAAACUGAGGAGAGUUCCCAUGGACGUCUUUGCUGAUACAUCGGAACAAAAAUCGAACAAAUCUGAUCUUCCUGCUACGGCAAGGGUAGACGAAUUUGCCUAUCAGAUUUUGAUUGUCGAGGAUCUGGACGACGACAGAGUGCAUAACUUCGAAGAUAAUGAAGCGCACCCUGCACCCUACGAAGGAGUUAAACUUGCUGGCCUGCGAGAAAUUAUUCCUGUUCACCAAAUAUCCAAGAUUUUCUACGCAGACACUGGUAAGAUGCUCAACAUUGGAAGUGAGGGUGAAACCAACAGCCCGGUGCUACUGCUCAAGCGAGAUAUCAAUGCUAUCCCACCACGUCGAAUGAUUGAUAGGAAUGAAACUAUGUACAGUGAACUGAGCGAAGAGGCUCUGGUUGAGGAGACAAAUGAGAAACAGGCGGCAAGAGAUGAAUUACAAGAACAACUUGACGCGCAAUUGAACGCCACACAACCGGAGGAAGAGGAGUUGGGUUAUUUUAAAUCUUUGUCUGAACGCCAUAUACCUGCACCUUGGCGUCUGCCACCUGGCUUGGAUCCGGAAUGGGUGGCUUUUGAGGUCUAUCAAGAGGAAGACAAAGAUGAAGAUGAGACUGAUGUCGAUGAUGAAGAAGAGGCCACUGACGCUGCAUCCCAGAUGGCGAACCUGAAACUUGACGAUCAGAAAGACUCUUCGACACAGCAAAUUUCAUUCUCAUCUCAUGAUCUAUCAGCGUCCACGGCCUCCAACCCCCUCUUCAACAACAUCCGUACUUCACUAUCUCUCCUUGAGACCCUGCUCCGCCUCACAUCACUCCAACAAUUCCAACAACAAUCCCAUCUCUCAAUCACCGACGAACUCCUCAACUUCUUCCUCGAGGAAUCCUCCAGCACCGGCGCGGGAGGCGACGAGCAACAUCGCCAGCGCGUGCGCGCCGAAGCAAGGCGGAAAGUAGGCUGGGACCCAUACGAUGAGUCACCACUAAAGCGUCGCGGGGAGGAUUAUCAGUAUCAGUACAAUGACGAUGGUCAUUGGACGCCGACAGGGACACCGGCUCGAUAUGCGUAUCGAGAGUCUAGUGUCGAUCCUGCGUCGCCUGGUGCUUCGGAAGAGCAGUAUCAGACACGGUCGUCGCGAGAGCAGACACCGCCAUUGUCAUCGCCGGGUCUGCCCAGGCAGACCGUUAGACAGGGACUUGCGGGCGGAAAGAAGGGCAUUGUGCCUAGAGUAUCGCCGUUGUCUAGGCGGCCUACUACAGCGCUUACAGAUGAGGGUUUGGGGACAAGUCCUAGCGUUGGGCAGGAGUCUGCAACACAGUAG